This is a messenger RNA of Colossoma macropomum (tambaqui), 3020 nucleotides long. It is a transcript of the gene arhgap25, whose product is annotated as Rho GTPase activating protein 25. NCBI's taxonomy places the organism in Eukaryota, Metazoa, Chordata, Actinopteri, Characiformes, Serrasalmidae. Gene Ontology annotation, molecular function: GTPase activator activity. The transcript is spliced from 12 exons. Bases 514 to 2460 code for a protein of 648 amino acids. Gene Ontology annotation, biological process: activation of GTPase activity; actin filament organization; negative regulation of small GTPase mediated signal transduction. Gene Ontology annotation, cellular component: phagocytic cup. The record is from RefSeq and is a predicted model, not a curated record.
UGCAGCGUCAUUGACUGCCAUUCAUUUUGGUGCCGGAUAAGCUCUUAGAAGGCGCCUUGACUUUGCCGCAGACUUCCUCAUUGCACAUAAAGAAAGGCUUUUUGACCGAGGUGUGCUGCCUUAGACGACGCAUUCGAGCUGGUCUGAAGAAGCCGUACCUGAGCUAGAGGCAGAGGAGCCCAAAGAAUCAGGCUAGGUAGGCCAGGCCAGCAGAAAGGAGGCAGAGAGAGAGAGAGAGAGAGGAGGGCAGAAGCAAGAAAGAACUUGUUCGGAGAGGUAGGAGGGGGGAAAAAAAAAAGCAAGAACAAACGAGAGAGAGAGAAAAGAUCCGUAAAGGAAGUGAGGAAGUGAGGUAGGCAGAAUGAGAGAGAGGCUACGUUGAGGGGCUAACGAGAGGAAAAUGUACUGUACACAUGUGUGAGAGUGUGUUUGGGUGAGUGAGAGAGCAUGUGUGUGUGUGAGUGUGUGUGUGUGCGUGGUUAGAUACAGAGUGACCUUUUCCUCAUUAGAAGAAUGUCUCUGAAGCUGCCUCGCAACUGGGACUUCACCACUCUCCGCAGUGAGACUGCCAGGAUAGCGAGGUCCAAAAGCGUGGUGCCGGGGGACGGGGUCCCGGGGUCCGGCCGGGCUGACGUCAGGAGACCCAUGGAGAAGCCUCUGAAGAAAGGCUGGCUGAAGAAGCAGAGGUCAAUCGUGAAGAACUGGAAAAUGUGCUACUUCGUGCUGAGAGGGAACACCCUGACUUACCACAAAGAUGACCGAGAGAGCGCCAUACAGGGAACAAUACCGCUGUGGGCAAGUCAAGUGAACGAACUGCCAUCAAACGCAGAUGACAGAUUCAUCUUCGAGAUCAUCCCACGGAGUAACGGAGACCGUGAGCGUGAUGGCUGCGUUCUCAUGGCGACCAGCCAGAGUGAGAUGGAGGAGUGGGUCCGCUUGAUCCGCCGAGCCAUCGGAGCACCGAGUAGUGGAGUGUUUGGGAAGGGUCUACCAGACAUCAUGGUCUAUGAGAAGAAGCUAGGACCUCGCUUGGUGCCAAUGCUGGUGGAGAAGUGUGCAGAGUUCAUUAAGGAGCACGGCCUGGAUGAGGAAGGCAUCUUCCGUCUGCCGGGCCAGGAGAACCAGGUCAAACACUUCAGAGAGGCCUUCGAUGCUGGAGAGAGGCCUUCAUUUCCCAGUGACACUGAUGUCCACACGGUGGCGUCCUUACUUAAGCUGUACCUGCGGGAGCUGCCUGAACCUGUGGUGCCGUGGACUCAGUACCAGGACUUCCUGGACAGCAGCCUGAUGCUGGACGCCACGACGGCGGUGGGGAAGGAGAAGCUGGAGAAACAGAUCAGCCUGCUUCCAAAAGUCAACUACAACCUCCUCAGUUACAUCUGCAGGUUCCUCUUCGAAGUGCAGCAGCACUCAAAGGUCAACAAGAUGAGUGUAGAGAACCUGGCCACGGUGAUGGGGGUGAACCUGUUCAAACCACAAGUGGAGGACGCAUUUAGCAUGAUGAAGGGGACUCCAAUGAUACAGAAGGUGAUGACUGUUAUGAUUAGGCAUCACGAGCUGCUCUUCCCUCCCUGUAAAGACGUUCCUCCAUCUCCACCUCCAACCAAGAAGACUAAGAGUCAGAAGGCCAGCAACCCGCGCAGCUUUGUGGGCUGGGAGUCUGCAGAGUGUGAGGUGUCGUCCCUGUCCGAGUCUCCGGAGGAAGAGGAAGUGGACACACCGGAGAUCGAGAGGAGGGGACAGCAGUCCUUCGAUGCGGGGUCAGACGGUGCACCCAUGUCUCCAUCCUCUCCGUCUUCAUCUCCUACUAUGCCGGACGCAUGGUCCGGAAGCCCCAGGAAGCGCACACAGACUCUGCCCAGCUUGGGUGGCCCCGGAGUGGGGAAAGUGUCUCGAGAGCCGGCCUGGGAUCGCUGGAGCCGACUGCCGGAGAGUUUCGACGAGAAAGAUGAGAAAACGUUGUCGGAGGACAUCUUCAAAAUCCUGGACCUGCAGAAGGUCUCGCUGUUCUCUGGAAAACAGAGCAAUGAGGAGAAAAGUGGAGGUGAAGAUCCAGCGCUGGAAAGGAGGGGGAGUGAUGUCACAGCUAAGCAGAUAAACCCUCCAGAAGCAAAGGUGGACCCCAAAGCCACACAGCAGAGUGCACCAACCCCGAGCAAGGAGGAGCAAGCAGCACCCACUGCAGCAGCGGCUUCGUCACAGAACCUUACAGCCAACCAGAAGGACGAUGCAACUGACCAACAGCAACUUAUCAUCAGUCUCCAGCAGAGGAACAAGGAGUUGAGCGCGACCGUGGCGGAGCUCCAGUCAGCGCUGGAGGCCGAGCGGCGCUGUAAAUCUGCUCUGGAGAUCCUGUUGCGUAAUGCCGAGCGCACCCGGGAUGAAGCCCUGAAGCGCAACGAGCAGCUGGACCGCGACAUCCAGGAAUUCCUCAACAAGGCCAGAACCGGGCCACUGUAGGACUACGAUAGCGCUGCCCUCAGCCAAGGCUUCCUAGCACUCCGUCGAUGCCCAUGUGGAGCUCCAUACGGUUGGAACUGACGGACAUAAUAUGGAAUCUCUGUUGGGUUUGCUGACCGUCUUAUUUCGAUGGGAUCAGGUUCUACAUGGAUGAACUGAUAUGAAAGCUUUAGACCGGUAAUCUGUGUCGCCAUAGAUGAAUAUUGAUGUGCUAGUCUAAUAUUUAAACAUACAUUAAGGACAUUAAUAUAUGAAAUUAUGUCAUUAGAUAAUGAAUAUUGGGUCCCCUCUGCGAGGUAUCUUUUAUUUUUAUAGAGAUAAUGUUUCUGAGUGCUAGGGAAACAAUUAUCGGCAGGUACCGAUAUGCGAUAUUUCUGUGAUACAAGAGAAAUAAUGACACAGUGUUCUCCAACAAACCCACACAUUGGGUUAGUGUGCCCUGUCUUUUUGUGCCAGUGAUGAGAGACAGUAUUAUUGGGCUGUGACGUCAUUUUAGAAUUUGCUUUUAAUUCACAUUUUAAUAAAAUUUGUUUUGCUAUGGCCAGGAAUGGUUCCACAGG